AGCGCCGGAGCCGAGAGCCGCCACGGGCGGGCGGGGCCCGCCGGACGCACAGGUGAAGCAGGAGCCAUAGAAGGAAGACUUUGUGGUUUGCAAUCAUGCCAUUCCCCUUUGGCAAGUCACACAAGUCUCCUGCAGACAUAGUGAAAAACCUGAAGGAGAGCAUGGCAGUUCUAGAAAAACAAGACAUCUCUGACAAAAAAGCAGAAAAGGCAACAGAGGAGGUCUCAAAAAACCUUGUUGCCAUGAAAGAAAUCUUGUAUGGCACAAAUGAAAAAGAACCCCAAACAGAAGCUGUGGCACAGCUUGCUCAGGAGCUGUACAACAGUGGUCUUCUUAGUACCCUAGUAGCUGACUUGCAGCUAAUUGAUUUUGAGGGCAAGAAAGAUGUUGCACAAAUUUUCAACAACAUUCUCAGAAGACAAAUUGGUACAAGAACUCCCACAGUUGAAUACAUCUGCACUCAACAGAAUAUCUUAUUCAUGCUAUUAAAAGGGUACGAAUCUCCAGAAAUUGCUCUAAAUUGUGGGAUAAUGCUUAGAGAAUGCAUCCGGCAUGARCCACUUGCUAAAAUCAUCUUGUGGUCAGAACAAUUCUACGAUUUCUUCAGAUACGUGGAAAUGUCAACGUUYGACAUCGCUUCCGAUGCAUUUGCCACAUUCAAGGAUUUGCUUACAAGACACAAGUUGUUAAGUGCAGAAUUUUUGGAACAACAUUACGACAGGUUCUUCAGUGAAUACGAGAAGUUACUUCAUUCAGAAAAUUAUGUGACAAAAAGACAGUCACUUAAGCUUCUUGGUGAAUUGUUACUGGACAGACACAACUUCACAAUUAUGACAAAGUACAUCAGUAAACCUGAAAAUCUCAAAUUAAUGAUGAACCUUCUACGAGACAAGAGUCGUAACAUUCAGUUUGAGGCCUUCCAUGUGUUCAAGGUGUUUGUAGCCAAUCCUAACAAGACACAGCCUAUAUUAGACAUCCUUCUAAAGAACCAGACCAAACUUAUUGAGUUCCUCAGCAAGUUUCAGAAUGACAGGACCGAGGAUGAACAAUUUAAUGAUGAGAAGACCUAUUUAGUUAAACAGAUCAGGGAUUUGAAGAGACCAGCACAGCAAGAAGCUUAAACUCCAAUAAACCUUUAAAAUAUUAAACCCAAAUUCAGCAUUUGCUGUUAGAUAUUCAGCAUCAGGCACUCUUAUCGAUUCAUGAGGAACAUUACUGCUAAUCUGCUGUUCAGUGAACGGUUUUUGUUUUUCUCUUUUCAUUUUUAGUCCAAGUUGAGAAACAUAGCUGCUGCUUUCUUGCACAAUGUGGACUUUCUUGAUAUUUGUGUCAUUUCAGAAUUCAAAGACACUGCUUGUUUUAGGAGUCCUGAAAAGAAAAGAUUCUAGGUUCGUGAAAGCAAACAUAUAGAUACUAGUUUGGUUUAGGAGAGAAGGUAUUAAUGUAGUUAAGUAACAGGUUGCAUGCUUGCAAAUCUGAAUAAAUCUGUAUGUUUGCACUUACCUUGUUUGAGAUAAUGAGCACAAUGUGACCUGUGCAUACCUGGCACCAUAGUAUAAGAUUAUAUGCCUUGAUUUAAAAAAAAAAAAAUGUGCAGUGCUUUAUUUGUAAUCAAAGGGGAAAUGUAUCUAAGAUGUGAGCUUACUGGGAUAAACAGUUGUCUUGCAAAUAAACUGAUAUUGAAACUUA
Molecule: messenger RNA, 1689 nt
Organism: Malurus melanocephalus (red-backed fairy wren)
Lineage: Eukaryota; Metazoa; Chordata; Aves; Passeriformes; Maluridae
Gene: CAB39
Product: calcium binding protein 39
Exons: 9
Coding region: 96-1121 (341 amino acids)
Biological process (GO): intracellular signal transduction
Molecular function (GO): protein serine/threonine kinase activator activity
Source: RefSeq, a predicted model, not a curated record